This is a messenger RNA of Corythoichthys intestinalis (scribbled pipefish), 5435 nucleotides long. RefSeq names its product tumor necrosis factor alpha-induced protein 2-like. NCBI's taxonomy places the organism in Eukaryota, Metazoa, Chordata, Actinopteri, Syngnathiformes, Syngnathidae. Gene Ontology annotation, biological process: exocyst localization; exocytosis. Gene Ontology annotation, molecular function: SNARE binding. The transcript has 13 exons. The coding region runs from base 223 to 3042 and encodes 939 amino acids. The record is from RefSeq and is a predicted model, not a curated record. Gene Ontology annotation, cellular component: exocyst.
GACAGGACAGGCCUUUCCUCAGGAAAACAUAUCACCUUCCACCACAAUAGAACUGGCCAGGAAACAACGGGCAGCCGCAUUGCUCUCUUGAGUCCACGAGUACUUUCAGACACACUCUCACACUCAUCAGUGACAAACACACGCAAAGCCGGCGCACCCCAGAAUGACACGCCACUGAAACACUGUACGGAUAUCUUCUCAGUUAAAAUCUCAAGUGCAACCAUGCCCAUUCUAAAGAAGCUUCCAGGUAGGUCAAAGAGCUGCCACGAGUUCCCCAGGGUGAACGGUGAGCUCAUUCUACCGAGGCUCGAUUUGGACCUCAAGGACUUGAAUGACCUUAACGAUCUUAAGGACUUGCACGACCUGAAGGAUCUAAGCAAGAACCUCAACCCUUUCGAGAAUGUUGACCUAGAUGAAGAUGAGAGGAAUGACGGUGACACGGGGCUCAUCAUGGGGGAGGUCAGGGGUAAUAUCCAGCUCAAAUCGUCUCGCGAUGGAGAAGAGGAGGAAAAUGAGUUGAACGCAGAGAGACACGGGGUGGGAAACCCGAAAGGGAAGCCUCUGAGGGGCACCCUAGAGCGGAUUUGUGGCGUGUCGCCAUUGAAGACCCUUGGGAAAUUAGGCAAGGGCCUCCGCAAAUCUGGACGCAACGUGUGGGGGCACAACUCUCCUCACUAUUGCCCCAGGGACUCAAAUACGCUACCAACAGAGAGGGAAAGAAGGAAAGGACUACGCAGAAGCUCAGAAGGAAUUAUGACUCUCUUCCGUAUUAACGGCCGUCGUAAGGAGGACCGCAGAGAAAGCCUGCCCUGUGGAGACCUCAGAGCAGACAGCGAGGCGGAGGCUUUUAGGCGGCCGUCCUUCCUCAGGAUGGUCAGCCUUGGCAAACUGAAGAGGGAGUCCAUGUCCGACAAGGCCUCACAGGAGACGGAGGAGGAAACAGAGGAGGAUGAGCCAGUGGUCAAAACCAGAGAGCCCCUCUCAGUACUGGAGAUUCUACAAUUAGUCAACAAUCGAGACCUGCUUCUUGCCGACACACACAUCCAGGAACUGGAGCGAGAGUGUGAGCUGUUGUCUCUCCUGCCAACUCCAGCUAGUCCUGUCCUCAGUCCAAGUUUUAGUUUCUGCAGUCCUCCUGGUAUUAUUCCCUUAUCGUGUUCAGCCAUGGACGACUCGCUCAGCUCGAACGCAACUCUGGAUUCAGGCCGCCGGAAAGAGAAGGACGUAGAGCUCCUCUACGAGGCUUUGAUGAGGGAGAUGUGGGACGUUGUACGCGAGUCACUCCGUCAGCCCAGCGCCGGUCCCAAUCUUGGCCUUGUGGUUCUAGUAAUUCAACAGGAAGAGCAUGCGGAUGUGACCUGGGCUCUCAGGGAGGAGAGUAAGCAAGAGCAAGAUCUGGACGCGGCUCCUCACAGCCAACAAAGCCACCGCCCUCGGCGUAUGAAGAUGAAGUGGAGGGAAGCAGUGGCAGAGGCCGCUGACUGGAGUCUACCACAACAGGUAGACACUCAGGCAGGCCAGCUAUCGUCAUACCUGGAGCGCCUAAGAAGUCGGAUGGUGGAUGACCUUGAUGCAGCAAAGAGGAACGCUGUUUCCAUUUACCCUGAGGAGUUUUCUGCAUUCCAAGUGUAUGUGGAAAGUUAUCAUCAAGCUGUGGCAAAACGGCUGAGAAAUCUGACGCGGGGCCCAUUGCAGAUUACCGACGUCUACUCAUUGUUGGACUGGUUCUACAAUAUCUACAACCGUGAUGUUCUGGGAACCAUUGGCACAGCAACACCCAUCAACUAUGCCUCGCUGGAGCCUAUUUUGCCUCAAGAUACAGUGGACCAGUUGGAAAAGGAGUGUCUAAGUAUUGUCAAAGAGAAAGUGACAAAAGAGUUAAUUCAGGUUCUGGAUGACGAAGAAAGGCGAUGGGCCCAAACUCUACACAUAGAGGACUAUCAGUCCCAACUCGCACGUUCUGUUAUUCAGAGGCUGAAAGUAGACCUGGACAAAUCUACAUCUGUAAAUCAAUUCUUAGGUGCAAGAGUGGCUCGCUUUAGUCUCAUCGGUUUGGCUGACUUUCUUUAUAGUUUCCAGAGAAAAGUGGAGAUGUUUCAUGAGACCCAAGCAGAGUUUGGGGAUCGAGGAGAUGGAUAUGUUUCCAGGACCAUAGCUCUUGUCAACUGCUGCCCUCCUCUGAGAUCCUUUGUGGAGCGCUGCAGGCAGUGUGACCCACAGGCCAGUGAGGACUCAGCAAAGAGAGCCAACUCCUCCUUGGACAGGAUCAUCAACCUGUCUGUUAGGGUGCUGACUGAAAGACUUUUUGAGCACAUUAGGCCGUUUUUUGACAAAAUGAUCAAGAGAAAAUGGCUGAAUAACACAGAGACAUUUGAGGGCAUUGAAGUCAGCAUCAAACAGCACUUCAAAAAGUUCAGAAGGAUGGAUCCACCACCUUAUCAAACUUUGGUGGGUGAGGUGCAUCGUCGGGUCAUAGUGGAGUAUGUCCGAGCUAUCAUGCGGGCACGCCUCGUUUGCACUUCCUCCAAGUUGAGAAAAAGGAUGGCUUUCCGCUUGCAAGAUGAGGCUAAACAGCUUAAAGGACUCUUUAAGGAUCUGGAAUCAAGUUCAUCUUGGUUGGACAGUCUCAUCUUCCAUCUAGCUGAUAUCAUUCUCCUUGAAGACACACCCUCCAUCCAGAUGGAGGUUGCUGUCCUGGUGAAAGAGUUUCCAGAUAUCCGGCAGAAACACAUCUCCACCCUAUUGAACAUACGAGGCAUGAUGCGUCAGACGGAACGUCAAGAGAUCCUCAACAUAGUUAAAGACUUUCAAUGCAGCUCUGCUGUAAUCUGCCGGGAUCACGUCGUCUUUUCUGAUAUUCCCAUGACCUCGGAGGUGCACUGCAUAAGCCUGGGAUUCCAGCGUCUUGCCAUGGCCGUCACCAACUGGUUCUCUGAGCACCGACCGAGGCAAGCCCGUAGGAAAAGCGUCAGAAACACAAGAGUUCAAUCCGCUGAGAGUCCGAACAUUGAAGAGACGAAUAAAUAUAACAGGGAAGAAUAGCUUUUGGUGUGAAAGUAAGAAGAGCAGUUGCAGUCAUACUGUGAUGAGAUGUACUGUAUAUGCACCUUGAUAAAAACGUUUGACAGUGCCAGCUUUUAGAAACCAGCCAUGCAAAGAAACUUGACAUGAGGUACUGCUCUGAAACAACCAUGACCUUUAGUUAUUUUUUUCUGAUCUAGACGGUUAUUGGCAGAGGUGGGUAGUAAUGAGUUACAUUUACUCUGUUACAUUUACUUGAGUAACUUUUUGCGAAAAAUGUACUUCUAAGAGUAGUUUUAUCAUGCCAUAGUUUUUAUUUGAGUAGAGUUGUGAAGAAGACACAUUAGUUUUUCUUCGCUACUCUGGGCUUCACUAGUAUCUUCACAUUUUUCCUCUUUAUUCUACAUAUUAGAUUUGACUUUAUUUUAGCCAGCACAGUGACUCUACCAGUUUCACCAAUGAAACAUCGCAACAAUAAUCACAUUAGCCAUGAUACCAAUCAUACGUUACAUGACCACACACGAGCUUGCAGUCGGAAGUCAUAUGAUCACGCCGGCCUGUUUAAUCACGCAGCAUCUUUAAAUUACAGUAAAAAGCAUGGAUUUCAAUGUCUUCCCGUUUUUUCCCCCUUUUUUUCAUACUAAUAGACUACGGAAAACCGGAUAUAUUAUCGUUUGAAUUCCAUGGCAGGAAAAAUGUUUCCUCCACUACUCUUUGGACAUGUGAUGUUUCAUUUUUGUAGAUUUUUCUAGUCGGAAUUCAAUUGUUUUUAUGUAUUUUAAUGGCCUAAUAUGGUCAUGUAAUAAGUUAUAGUAUAAUAACACCAGUUCAUAUAGAAGAUGUUGUUUUGAGAAACAAAGUAUACCAUUGUUUAAAAAAAAAAUCAUACACUAUAAGCAGUUACUCAUUAUUUGAGUAUUCUUUUCAGAAAAUACAGUGGUGCCUCUACUUACAAAAUUACCGUAUUGGCCCGAAUAUACCUCGGCCCUGAUUAUAAGACGACCCACUCUUUUUCAAGACUCAAGUUUGAAAAAAGACUUUUUGAACACCAAUGUAAUUAUUAUAGAGAAAAUAAUUACAGCACAUCUGACACAAAUGAUUAUAACAAUAUAUUUGAGAGAAAAAGCAUGUUAUUUUGCCUCAUUCAAAUCUAAUAUCUGAACUUUUAAAUAUGUAAACUAAAGUGCAAUCGCAUUCGUAAAUGAAUGGCUUCUGGUUUUUGAAAUGUAAAUAAAACUAAUCUAUUAUGAUAAAACAACAAAAUUGCAAUAACUAGAUUAACCAUCAAAGUGAGGUCUAACUGUAACUGUAGACUUGAAACAAAUCUAAAUAAAAUAAUGCAAACUGGUUAAACCUGAGAGUAGCUGAGAUCUGUAAUGACAGAACAUUAGGUUCAGCAUUCCCUUCAAUGAUAUCUGGCGCCAUCUAGCGUCGUGAAUGGGUAUAAUGUCUGGACCGCAAAUAUAAGACGACCCCCACUUUUUCAGUCUUAUUUCAAUGCAGAAAAAAACGUCUUAUAUUCGGGCCAAUGCGGUAAUUGGUUUGAAAGUAGUUUCGUAACAUGAACAUUCCGUAAGUAGCGGUGCGUUUUCCCAUGUAAAUGCCCUAACCCGUUCAAAGCCCCUCAAAAUUCAGACACAGAUCUUUUAUGAAGCAUAAAAAUGUAUCGAAACAUGUAAAAAGACAUGUUACAAUUAGAUUAUUGCACAAUAAACAUAAAAUGAGAGUUGUGCAAAAUGCAAAAAACAAAAACAUAGAAGUUUAAACACUCAUGUAAAGCUGAACUCAUGUAAAGGUGAUUGAAGAGGAUGCUGUGAUACACAUACUGUAUACACAUAGAAUAGAGGUCACUCUUAGCCAACUGGAUGCCAGGAAGGUGCAAGACAAUCGCCAAAGUUAGAGCAACUAUAAGGAUGUUAAAUUCAGUAAUCUCUGGGACCUGCGAGUAGCAGCCCAUAGCCUACUGUAUUUUUGCCUUUUGUAUCCUGAAAUUUGUUUUGUAACAAUAGGCAACAUUUUCACGUUAAGCGUGCUGUAACCUGAAAAUUCCGUAUAUAUAUACGUUUGUAAGUAGAGGUAGCACUGUACUUUUUUAUUUGUACUAGAGUAUUUUUUUGGGUGUGAUGACUACUUUUACUUUUGUAAUAUUAUUUUGAAAUUACUCGAGUAAAAUGCUUGGCUACUCUACCCACCUCUAGUUAUUGGACACAUCAGAAGUAAUACAUCUUCCACCUUUAGCCGUAUGAAAUGAUCAUUCCAUUUUAGCAAAUGCCAUUUCAAGAUGACGCUUUGUUUAUCAUUAUUUAGCUGGCCAUAUAUACUGUAUCGAGUUUUGUUUGAUUUGAUAUAUAUUAUAUAUAGUGACGUGUUGAGCUCUCACUGAAUGGUAAGGAUCCAUUGCUGGAAACCUAAUA